Molecule: messenger RNA, 936 nt
Organism: Xylona heveae TC161
Lineage: Eukaryota; Fungi; Ascomycota; Xylonomycetes; Xylonales; Xylonaceae
Product: kinase-like protein
Exons: 2
Coding region: 1-936 (311 amino acids)
Biological process (GO): intracellular signal transduction; peptidyl-serine phosphorylation; protein autophosphorylation
Cellular component (GO): cytoplasm; nucleus
Molecular function (GO): calmodulin binding; ATP binding; calcium/calmodulin-dependent protein kinase activity
Source: RefSeq, a predicted model, not a curated record
AUGUCUGCAUUUCUCCGCAAUUAUAUGCAACUAUGGCGCUGGCCACAGCCGCUGCAAUGCGUUCUCCGCGGACCGUCUGCUGUAUUCCAUCGUAUCAAACUCGCUCUAUGGCUGUUGUCGGAAAAAUGGGUGAAUGAAACAAAACCCCAGCAAACGGGCAUACCAGACGAAACUACGGCCGCAAGAACACUGCCAUAUGACUCAGUGAUACAAUCGAGAGGCACACUCAUCUCCGGCGGCGGGGCAGGCAUUGUCGAACGCCUGCCUUCCGGUGCUGUCAUCAAAUCACCCUGGACUGACGAGCGACGGGAGGACUGUCGCGCUGAGCUCCGCCUUGAAUGGCAAAUCUACCAAAGGCUGGGUGCUCACCCAGGGCUCGUCAAAAUCCUCGAUUGGAACGACGAAGAUUGUACACUUACCAUGGAACUUAUGGAAAAUGGCCAAUUGGACGACUAUAUUCGAGCUCACAAUGAGAGGAUUUCGUCAGAACAGCGAGACAACUGGGUGAAGCAGGCCGCGGAAGUCGUUGCGCAUUUCCACUCGCUAGGCGUAAUUCAUUGCGACCUUGAAACUCGAAAUUGCCUUCUGGAUGCUCAUCUACGGCUUAAACUGAUUGACUUUGCCGGCUCAUCCGUUGAUGGCAGUCGGCCAUCGGCCUUUGUUGCACCAGCAUUCCUAGCGCCCGACGUCGAGGUGAAUAGCAAACCCACCAUCCAACAUGACUUAUUUAGCUUGGGCUCGUUGAUCUACAACAUUGUGACUGGACAUCAACCAUUCGAAGGCGAAUCGAGUAGAAAGAUUCAGCAGCACUAUAAAACCAACAACUUCCCUAAUCUCGAGAAUCUGCAGUAUGGAGAAAUAAUCCAUCGUUGUUGGCAUGAAGGCUUUACUUGUGCACAAGAAAUUGUCGAUAUUCUCGCAAAUAAACGGAGUUGA